GACCCGUUUCUCUCUCGAAUCAUAGGAUUCUUCAAAACCCAACUUUAAUGAUCUUGAAUGUUGUAGACUUGCAGUCUUGUAGAAACAAGGAAGGUACCUAGAAAAGAGAGAGUUAAAAGAAAUGGCUAAGUUCUUCAUAAAUCAAGCCAAGCAAUACGCUGCAGCCCGACCUAAUUACCCGAUCCAACUCUUCGAGUUCAUUGCAUCGAAAACACCAUGCCACGACCUUGCAUGGGACGUUGGUGCCGGAAGCGGCCAGGCCUCACGAUCGCUAGCUGGAAUCUACAAGAAUGUCAUUGCUACCGACACAAGCUCCAAGCAACUUGAGUUUGCUGCAAAGCUUCCCAACGUACGUUACGAGCUCACUCCACCAGUGUUGUCUUUGUCGGAGAUCGAACAGCUAGUAGCGCCUGAAUCAUCGGUGGACUUAGUCACCGUCGCUCAAGCCCUUCACUGGUUCGACCUACCGACCUUUUACAGCAACGUGAAACACGUGCUCAAGAAACCAGACGGAGUAUUCGCCGCCUGGUGUUACACCAACCCUGAGAUCAACGCCGCCGUUGACGAGGUUUUCCGGAGGUUUUACGAGGAAAAACUUGGCCCGUAUUGGGAUAAAGCUAGGCGGCUUGUUGAAGGUGGGUACAAGGAAAUAGAGUUUCCGUUCGAGAAGAUCGUGGAUGAGUCAACGGAAAGUCAAACUUUUCCUGUUAGGUUUGUGACGGAGAGAGAGAUGGGGAUUGAAGAGUUUCUGACGUAUCUGAGGUCAUCUUCGGCUUAUCAGACGGCUAAAGAUAAGGGGGUUGAGCUUUUAACGGCGGAGAUGGAAGGAGAGUUUGUUGGUUCGUGGAAAGAAGACGGUGAAGAGAAGAAAGUUGUUAGGUUUCCUAUCUAUUUGUUGAUUGGUAGAGUUGGAGAAAAUCGUGUCUGAAACUGAAUAUCUGUCUUCUUGAUUUGAAUUGUCAAAAAGAGUUCCAAAUAAUUGAAAAACUUGAAUAAA
Molecule: messenger RNA, 997 nt
Organism: Raphanus sativus (radish)
Lineage: Eukaryota; Viridiplantae; Streptophyta; Magnoliopsida; Brassicales; Brassicaceae
Exons: 2
Coding region: 122-928 (268 amino acids)
Molecular function (GO): S-adenosylmethionine-dependent methyltransferase activity
Source: RefSeq, a predicted model, not a curated record